Messenger RNA from Lolium perenne, 1874 nucleotides. RefSeq names its product putative F-box protein At3g28280. Gene Ontology annotation, molecular function: protein binding. The record is from RefSeq and is a predicted model, not a curated record. Lineage: Eukaryota; Viridiplantae; Streptophyta; Magnoliopsida; Poales; Poaceae.
UUAGUUCAAUAACUUGACACAUAUUUGUUGGCUGAAAUUUUAUGUUCCUUCUUUGGGCCUUCUCUCCCAGUCUCGUCUAGUUUGCCAAAAGAGCCCGUUCCUGGUCGACAACUCGAGGGUUUCUUGCCGACGGCCAAGGGCCAACUGAAGCAGCUCCUCGCCCUUCCCUCUUUGCCCGACGAAUUCUAAUGGCUGAACUCGACUUUUGCGGCGGUGGCCGCCGCCAGGCGCCACCCCUGAGGAUGAGGAGGUCGAUGCAUGCCCUCUGCGAUAGCAUUGUGGAGGAGAUCUUCCGCCGCCUGCCGGCCAAGUACCUCCACCGGGUCCGCGCCGUAUGCCGCCGUUACAACGACAUCGUCCUCAGCCCGGGGUUCGUCGCGCGCUACUGGCAGUCGCAUUCCCGGCACCUCUCCGGCGUCUUUCUGCAGACCGAGCCGCUGGUUCGUCCCUGGGGACACUUUCCCGAUUUCCUCGCCGGCUCCCCCCGCCCGUCCGCGACGGAGUCCAUAUUCGCUUCAGACCUCGGAUUCUUGCCUCACUUCUUGCCCGAGUCUCAGUCGCAGGGUGAACCUGUGGACGACGCCGAGAAGAUCUUCAUCGUGCACUCGACGGCUGGCCUGGUACUGUGUUCCAGGGGCCGGAUCAACGCAGUGCAGUACUACAUCUGCAACCCGGUGUCCUGGCAGUGGGUGCCUCUCCCGGAGCUGCCGCUGCCGUUGCGUUGCAAUUCUUUGUAUGGCCUCUUGUCGGUGACUGAUAACGGAGAUGGCAUCAUCAGGUGCUUUCAAGUUUUCCUCUUUAACCACCCUAUGGAUUGGAAGAAGACAGGUGGGUGUCUGGAUCUUAAGAUUUUCUCUUCAGACACCGGCGAGUGGAGGGCCACGGCCAUCCGGUCCCCGCAACUAGGUGAGGAUCCAUAUCCACCUGUGUUUCUUGGCCAGAGUGGCACUGCAUACUGCGCUGGAGGCUGUGUCAAGGACAAGGUCAUUGCAUACAACUGCGAUCGCUACUCCAUCCAGGCCCUUCAGUUGCCUGAAAGUGUUCCUGACGCUCCAUACAACCCGAACCGGUGCAUAGGAGAGCGCCAUGGCGGUGGUCUUCGGUAUGCACAUUUUGACUACUCAGUUUUUGAGGUGUGGGAUCAGCUGCGAGAAGGUAAAAAUGGCAUGUGCUGGACCCUGGUUCACCAAGUUGGUGUCAUGGAACUUGCACAACGGUACCUGCAAACGGCACCUCGUGCGGCUAGAUUUGCUGAAUCAACUAUCCAGGGUCGCAUCAACUCCAACUCCCUCUUCCGGGUACUUGGCUUUCAUCCGACAGAAGAUAUAAUCUACAUGGAUGUGGCUGAUACUGUGGCCGCCUAUUCCAUGGAGCACGGAGUAAUGAGGUACGAAAGCCCUCGCCGGUGCUAUCGCAUCGAUAUAUUCCCGUAUGUGCAUCCGGCUCACCCAGUGCAGAUCCCCACGAUAAAGAAGGCACCACAGGAGUAGAGGUACUCCCAUGUUAAUAUGAGUUAAAUCUUUACUUGUUUUUGUGCGCUUCCAAUUAAGCAAGCCAUCAUGGUUAUUUACUUAUUUGUGUGAAUGUUAUGUUGUUUAGAAUGGAUAUGGCAGAUUAGCGGGCGCCACCUUGGGGUCUGUCUCUGAUGUUUGUCUAAACUCAACCCCAUCAAUAUGCAUGGAUGUUCUAUGGUGCAUUUAUUUUCGAAACUUUUCAAACUUAUAUCUUCCAUAAGAACAAGUUUUUCGUGUAAUAUGAUUACCUUGGGCCGCGGUCGCACUUGUAUCACAAUAUUGCUUAACUUGUUUUUAGAAGAACAGGGCAUACCCCCAGUUCCAUUUCUGAAAACAGAUCAUCACAGAGUAUUUGCUUAA